AUGGCUUUCAGAGUAUUUAAUUCAAUGAACUCCAUUGGCCUUGAACCUGAUGGUUUUACUAACACUAAAUUAAUUGAUGGGCUUUGUAAAGAAGGGAGACCAGAGCAAGUAGAUGGGAUCUUGGGUUUGAUGGUGAAGAUGGGAAUAUUCCCAGAUGAAGUAACAUUUACAGCACUUAUUGAUGGAUAUUGCAAGACAAGUAAAACUGCAAAUGCCUUGAAGCUUUUUGAGAGAAUGGUCAAGAACAGGUGUUUGACUACACCUCAUGCAUUCAACUCAUGUCUUGAUGUUCUCAGCAAAUAA
Molecule: messenger RNA, 303 nt
Organism: Ilex paraguariensis (yerba mate)
Lineage: Eukaryota; Viridiplantae; Streptophyta; Magnoliopsida; Aquifoliales; Aquifoliaceae
Source: the annotation of a GenBank genome assembly